AUGGAAACAGCGGCUUCACCCACGACUAUGGAGGAUUGCUGUGUCAAAGUAGCAGUACACAUAAGGCCUCUAAUCGGAGAUGAAAAGCUUCAAGCGUGUAAGGAUUGUGUCGCUGUCGUCCCUGGGAAGCCUCAGGUGCAACUUGGUACACAUUCUUUUACUUUUGAUCAUGUGUAUGGAAGCACUGGAACCCCAUCAUCUGCCAUGUUUGAAGAGUGUGUUUCUCCUCUUGUUGAUGGUUUAUUUCAAGGAUAUAAUGCUACUGUUUUAGCUUAUGGCCAGACUGGUUCAGGAAAGACAUACACCAUGGGUUCUGGGUGCAAAGAUGGUGCCCAAACAGGGCUUAUUCCUCAAGCUAUGAGUGCUUUAUUCAACAAGAUUGAAAGUUUAAAGCAUCAAAUAGAAUUCCAGUUGCAUGUCUCUUUCAUUGAGAUUCUAAAAGAAGAAGUAAGGGACUUGCUGGAUCCGAAUUCCAGUAAUAAAUCAGAGUCACCAAAUGGGCAAAAUGGGAAAGUAAAUAUUCCAGGGAAGCCACCAAUACAAAUUCGUGAAACUUCAAAUGGUGUCAUAACACUUGCAGGGUCAACUGAAUGUGGUGUUCAAACCCUAAAAGAAAUGGCUGAUUGUCUGGAACAUGGAUCUUUAAGCAGGGCAACAGGGAGUACAAACAUGAAUAACCAAUCAAGUCGUUCACAUGCCAUUUUCACCAUAACGGUUGAACAAAUACGAAAAGUUGAUCUUGCUGGAUCAGAAAGAGCUAAAAGAACAGGUUCUGAUGGAAUGAGGUUCAAAGAAGGAGUUCAUAUCAACAAGGGUCUUCUUGCACUUGGAAAUGUCAUAAGUGCCCUUGGUGACGAGAAGAAACGAAAAGAAGGUGCUCAUGUUCCCUACAGAGAUAGCAAACUCACUCGUCUCUUACAAGAUUCACUUGGUGGAAACAGUAGAACCGUUAUGAUUGCUUGUGUUAGUCCUGCUGAUAUAAAUGCUGAGGAAACUCUCAACACAUUGAAGUAUGCUAAUCGCGCUCGAAAUAUCCAGAAUAAGCCUGUGGUCAAUAGGGAUCCAAUGUCCAGUGAAAUGUUAAAGAUGCGCCAACAAUUAGAGUGUUUGCAGGCAGAACUUUGUGCUCGUGGUGGAGGUUCUUCAGUUGAAUUACAAGUACUAAGGGAAAGGAUUGCUUGGCUUGAAGCUACUAAUCAGGAUCUUUGUAGGGAGCUUCAUGUUUACAGAAGCCGAGGCAUUGCCAUUGAUCACUCUGAAAUGGAUACUAAAGGUGAUGAUUCCUUUUGUUUGGAAAAUGAAGGAAUUAAACGAAGCUUACAAAGUAGUGUUGAUUCAUCUGAUUAUCAGAUGAGUGAAAGUGGUGAUUCUACUGGUAUAGAUGAAGAAGCAGCAAAAGAAUGGGAGCACACUCUUCUACAAGACUCCAUGGACAAAGAACUACAUGAAUUGAAUAAACGCUUAGAACAAAAGGAGUCGGAGAUGAAACUUUUUGGUGGAUUUGAUACAAUGACCCUUAAGCAACAUUUUGGAAAGAAAAUAAUGGAACUUGAGGAUGAAAAAAGGGCAGUUCAGAAAGAGAGAGACAGGUUGCAGACUGAAAUUGAAAAUCUUUCAGCUACAUCAGAUGGCCAAACACAAAAAUUGCAAGAUUUACAUUCCCACAAGUUAAAAUCACUUGAAUCACAGAUUCUGGAUCUGAAGAAGAAAAAAGAUAGUCAAGUGCAAAUUAUGAAACAAAAACAAAAGAGUGAUGAGGCAGCCAAAAAGUUACAAGAUGAGAUACAAUUCAUCAAGGCACAAAAGGUUCAACUGCAACACAGAAUAAAGCAAGAAGCUGAACAAUUCAGGCAGUGGAAAGCAUCUCGUGAAAAAGAAUUAUUGCAGCUAAAAAAAGAAGGUAGGAGAAAUGAAUAUGAAAGGCACAAACUGCAAGCUCUAAAUCAACGCCAGAAAAUGGUUCUACAAAGAAAGACAGAAGAGGCUGCAAUGGCAACCAAGAGGCUCAAAGAAUUGCUAGAGGCCCGCAAGUCAACACGUGACAACUCAGUGACUAGCAAUGGAAAUGGAACAAAUGUACAGAACAAUGAGAAGUCAUUGCAGCGGUGGCUUGAUCAUGAGCUGGAAGUGAUGGUGAAUGUUCAUGAAGUUCGACAUGAAUAUGAGAAACAAAGCCAAGUGCGUGCUGCACUUGCGGAAGAGCUUGCUGUUCUUAGACAAGUUGAAGAAUUUGCUACAAAAGGAGUUAGUCCUCCAAAAGGAAAGAACGCUUUCUCUAGGGCAUCAUCUUUAUCACCUGAAGCAAGAAUGUCAAGAAUAUCAUCACUAGAGAGCAUGUUAAACAUUUCAUCAAAUUCACUUGUCUUCAUGGCUUCACAACUCUCCGAGGCAGAAGAAAGGGAACGCGCCUUUGCCAACCGUGGACGUUGGAAUCAGCUCCGAUCAAUGGCCGAUGCUAAAAACCUGCUUCAGUACAUGUUCAACUCUCUUGCAGACGCUAGGUGCCAAUCAUGGGAAAAGGAUAUUGACAUGAAGGAAAUGGAAGAACAGUUGCAAGAGCUUGUAGGUCUUCUUAGACAAAGUGAAUUAAGAAGAAAAGAAGCCGAGAAAGAGCUAAAACUUAGGGACCAGCAAACUCUCGCAACAUCUGCCUCCGGAAACCCCCACAAUUCGCUAAAACACUUGGCUGAUGACAUGAGCGGACCGUUAUCUCCAAACUCUGUACCCGUACCAAAACAACUGAAAUACACAGCUGGCAUAGCUAACGGUUCUGUCAGGGAGUCGGCCGCCUUCAUAGACCAGAAACGAAAGAUGGUGCCGAUUGGUCAGUUGUCUCUGAAGAAGCUGGCUCUGGUGGGCCACUCCUCUGGGAAACUAUGGAGGUGGAAGAGGAGCCACCAUCAAUGGCUACUCCAAUUCAAAUGGAAAUGGCAAAAACCAUGGAGACUCUCCGAGCUUAUAAAACACAGCGAUGAAACAAUCAUGAGAACAAAAUCUCGCUCGCAUGCAAUAUCAGACGUCAUUUAUCAUCAUAGACAUUAACAACCUUAUAUAUAUUAUAUUAUAUUAUAUAUUAUCUCAUAUUAUACUAUAUUAUAUUGGUAUUGUAUAUUCAUUCAUCUCCAAGAACAUGGAAAUAAGUGGAGGGAAACGAACAAGGCUGGUGGGUGUUGGAGAUCGGUGGUUGUAGAUGAUGGAUAGGUAAAGUUGGGAUGUGUGUGUUAGGAUAUUAUGAAGAUGAAAUUAGUGUGUGGAUGGAUGGUUUUUUUUUUUUUUUUGAAAUUUAUAUGCAAGUGGUGUAGUUGUUGUAUUGCUAAUUUGUUUGU
This is a messenger RNA of Lactuca saligna, 3326 nucleotides long. Lineage: Eukaryota; Viridiplantae; Streptophyta; Magnoliopsida; Asterales; Asteraceae. The record is from the annotation of a GenBank genome assembly.